GUUUCAUCAUUGUAAGCAUCUGAAGUUAGCUUUAUCUUACGGUCCCGGAGAUAAAUCAAAUUAAUCGAAUAGUAAAAUUACACCUAAAGGAUCCAUGGCUGCGUACUAGAGGAAUGUAAAAAUGAACCGGGAGCGGUGGAGCUUUCGAAUUCUAUAUAUAGUGAGUUAGGUUUAGUAAUUCUCUACAGCUUGGAAUCAACGAAACAUGUCGACGACAAACUGCGUGGAACUUGUCCUCCAUAAUGGUCAGACGGCGAAGGAGCCUAUUUCUUCUGUCUUCGAUCGUGAUGAGCAGAUUCAGCCAUCGCCACCGCCAGCAUCAGAAGAAGAAAACAAAAUCAUGAAAGAUGAAGAGAUCAAUUAUCAGGGGUCCAAACAGGAUAGCACCUACUCGUCUGACUUCGCCAAGCAGAUCAAGGAAAUGCGCAGCAUGCUCAUGAUCGUCGCCGCCCUCCUCCUGCAAAUGUCGUACCAAGCGGGCCUAAACCCUCCCGGUGGUUUCUGGCAGGACGACCCGUCGGCCACCGCCGCCCGGUCCAGCACCAUGACCGCCUCGUCGUUUGCCCCGGCUCCUCUCAGAGGAGAAAACGGCGGCGACGCCGUGGUGCCGCAGCCGUACCAGGCAGGGGAUCCCAUCAUGCGGUUCAAGAACCAUAGACGAUACCGCGAAUUCGAGAUCCUGAACGCGGUGUCCCUGGCGUGUUCCGCGGUGCUGAUUCUGAGCCUGCCGCUCCUGUCGGUGGUCCAGAACCAGAUGGUGGACCGCCUUGGCUUGCCGGUGGCGAUGGGUAUCAUGUACAUGGACCUGAUGUUCAUUCUGCUUGCGUACAACAUUGGAGCGGUCACCCCCGAGAAUCGCAUCAUCUCGCUGAUACCAAAUUUUGCGGCGACGGUGGUGGUGUUUUUGUUCUGCUGUAUACUACACUGUCUAUUGAGGAAAAUGAGACAGCUCAGGCGGCUUAAGGAGCUCCGUCAAAACUUGACUCAAGCUCGGAGUUAAUCAAUCCGGCUCGAGUUGUCUCGUUCAAUAUUUCAGUCUAUCUUAAAUCCAUUUAAUACUGGAUUUACGGCUCGUCAAAUUUUAUUGGGUCAAGUUAAUUUAAUAUUGUAAUAUUUAAAAUAAAUUUUAUUUUAAAAAUAAAUAAUAAAUUGAGGAGGUAUUUAUAGAUAGAGGAUUUUAUUAGAUAUACAUGUGGUCCAAGGUUUGAAAGCCCAUGAUUAGCACCACUGAUCAAGGAAAGUAAGGCGGCAAAAUGAUGCAAGUCUAAUUUACGAUGGA
Messenger RNA from Zingiber officinale, 1279 nucleotides. RefSeq lists its product as uncharacterized. The record is from RefSeq and is a predicted model, not a curated record. The coding region runs from base 206 to 1000 and encodes 264 amino acids. The transcript has 2 exons. NCBI's taxonomy places the organism in Eukaryota, Viridiplantae, Streptophyta, Magnoliopsida, Zingiberales, Zingiberaceae.